AUGCCGAGGGUCAUCAUCUUCACCGGCGCCCCAGAGGCCGACUGGUCCUCCUCCCCGGACCUCCUCCUUCCCCCCUCCGCUUCCGCCUCAGCCCCAGCACCCACUUCGCAUUCGACAUCAACACCCCCCGCCGCACCACCGGCCUGGCGCUCCCUCCCGCUCCACCGCCGGCCCCUGAUCACGGGCUUCUCCCAACCCCACGGCCUGCCCUCCAACUUCCUCCCCCCCGCCCACUUCUUCUCCCUCUCUCUUGACGCCGACUCCCAGCAAGACACGACAGCCGCCGGAGCGUCCCAGGAGCUCCUGUCGCAGUUCUACGACCACUCCCUCGCCCUGCAUCACGACCUCGCCUCCUCGCAGCUGCCCCCGCCACUGACACCGUCGCACCCCGACACACCCGGCGCCGGCAGCACCCGCCGCGCCCUCCCCCCCUCGACGGCAGGUCAGCACACGGUGUCCUUGGACGAGACGACGGCCACCGACUCCUUCGUCUCGGAGACGACCGAUUCCUUCCAGGACACCACGGCCGCCGCCGACGACCUGACGUCGUCCGGCCCCCGGCCCCCGCCCGUGACGGCGCCGCCCCACCACCACCUGAGCGACCUGAAGGACAUCCCCGCCGGCCCGGACCUCCUCCGCCUCGCGCCGCAGACGGUGACGGUGAACCUCAUCGCCGGCGUCAUCUCACUCUCGGAGCCGCGCGGCGUGACGACCCGCUGGGGCAACGAGCUGUCGCUCGUCGAGGUGUUGAUCGGCGACGACACCCGCGCCGGCUUCGGUGUCACUUUCUGGCUGCCCUCGAGCGGCGGCGGCGGCGGAGCAGGCAGGGACGCGGGCACGACGCCCAUGCGGCUGCGGAGGCAGGACGUCGUCCUCCUGCAGAACGUCGCCCUGCAUGUCUUCCGCGGCAAGGUGUACGGGCAGAGCCUGCGCAAGGGGCUGACGAGGACCACGGUGCUGUACCGGAGGAAGCUUGGUGACGACGACGAGGGCGGGUACUACCGCCGGAGGGACCUGGAGGCGGGCGGCCGGGAGGGGGCGCACCCGCAGCUCGUCAAGACCAAGAGGGUGUGGGAGUGGGUAUUGAGGUUCGUGGGAGGGGAGGGGAGGACCAGCGCCAAGGGGAAGAUGAGGGGCUGGGAUGCGCCGCCGGAUGACACCCAGUGA
This is a messenger RNA of Colletotrichum graminicola M1.001, 1167 nucleotides long. RefSeq lists its product as uncharacterized. The record is from RefSeq and is a predicted model, not a curated record. NCBI's taxonomy places the organism in Eukaryota, Fungi, Ascomycota, Sordariomycetes, Glomerellales, Glomerellaceae. The coding region runs from base 1 to 1167 and encodes 388 amino acids. The transcript has a single exon.